Histoplasma mississippiense is the source of this 1461-nucleotide messenger RNA. RefSeq lists its product with no specific name. The coding region runs from base 1 to 1461 and encodes 486 amino acids. The transcript has 6 exons. The record is from RefSeq and is a predicted model, not a curated record. Lineage: Eukaryota; Fungi; Ascomycota; Eurotiomycetes; Onygenales; Ajellomycetaceae.
AUGCAUCCUCUAUCUGGCCGGGCUCAGCAUCACUGCGUAACUUUGCUUGAGCUCCUGCGGGAUGGCGGGUGUGCAGAGCAAGGUGACGGAGGAGGGAUGCACAACGUCAUGAUGGGAUUCCAUAUCCGUACAUUUGAUCCCGAAUCGUUUAUGGAUGUUGUCUGGCCCCGGAAGGCUGGCCGUACUGCCUCCCAAGGCAUGACAGGCCUGGGUGACAGCGGUGGCCGUGGAGAUGUUGGCGGGUGGUCUAUCCUCAUAUUGGGGACCAGGCCGAUAUUUUUUGUCACCAUGUUUCUCCCUACGCUUCAGCGCCAUAGCAACUAUCUCGAAAGGCGCUCCAACAAUAAUAACAUAAAGGAUAGCACCUCGGCAAAGAUCCCCAUAAUUGUGAGGUUUUUCAGUUCUGUUGCCAUUGCCUUCCUCGCUUUUAUCAUCGUCGUGCUCUGUAUCUUCUACUUUCUCCGAGCCCUCCGUUACAGCAACGCGGAGCCUAGAUACAUCCCUACGGAAUACCUCAAGAACAAAUGGCGAAAUUGGUUGCCAAAGACAGCAUAUGGCCAGGUCCCGGAUGCCGUCCCGGAUGCCGUCCCAGCUACUCAACAGGCUCGUGCCAACCGAUCACAGAAUACGUCUUACAGGGGAGCCGGUGACGACGGGGUGGAUCGUAACACCUCUAUUCGAUCAGUUAUGACGUUGCCCACAUACUCCCCAGUCCCGAAACCGACUGAGCAAGUCAUUGGGAGGGAAGGUGAGCGAGCUGGUAUGGAUGUUGUAGUCGAGUUUCCUGAAACAGCAGAAGAGGAAGAGUCGCGGAGGGAGGAGCAGAUGGAAUCAUUGUACCAAAUUCGGCUGGCGCGAAGACAAGAAAUCGCAGAGCGGGAGCGACGAAGGCAAGAACGGCGCGAUGCUCGAGAACGCGGCGAUUGGGAGCGAUUAGAGGAGCUACGGCGUGAGAGUCGAGCGCGACACCGAAAUGCGAGCCAGAGUAGUGCCGCUCCAAGCGCAGCGGCACUGAUUGCUGAACACCAGUCCCGUGGAAGGGAGAAGCGAGUUACGAGCGUUGCAUAUGCGGAAGUGGGCCACGUUCGACAUGAUGGCACCCGAUUACGUGCAAGCUCUCAAGAAUCGGAUUCUCGACCGCUCCUUGAUGGCAAUUCCUCCUUAUCCAGCUUAUCCGGAUCGCGUCCGCGCGCAACAUCGGGCUCGUCUUUUUUUUCGAAUGCGACUAGCCAAUCGGACAACGAUACUCCUAGAGGAUCCAUCACUCUGGCUGAGGCUGAUAUUGGGGACUCGAAUAUCCAUCAACCGCCACACUACGAUCAGUUGGACUGGGGUGAUGCUCCAGCAUAUCGGAGCCCGACUUUUGAAAGAGGGUUAGAACCCCGAUUUCCUCCCUCCAGCCCUAUGUUAAAUGCGCCCACGGUUGCUGUCGAAUUUCAGCUUAUCUUAUUUUCACAGUGA